CAAAGCGAUUCCUGCAGUAUAUAUAGUGGUCACAGUCUCCGUACUGCACGUCAUUCAGCAGAGUGAAGUCCAGCCAAACCAAGAAUAUGCUGAGAAUCAUCUCCCUCGCCUGUAUCGUUGCCUCCGUCCUCGGUGACUAUUAUUCUGACUACUACCCUAAACAUUACGGAUACGGCACUGAUGACCACUACCCUAAACAUUACGGAUACAGCCCCUAUGGUCCCUAUGGUAACGUAAGGGGAUUCAACACUGGGUUUAUUGGAGGGGUCGGUACUGGAAGUUUCAACACAGGGUUCCUUGGUAUUGGAGGUGGAUCAGCUGCAGCUAGCGCUGCUGCCGCAGGGAAUGCUGCUGCAGCCGCCGCCGCUGCCGCCGGACAGAAUUCCGCUGCUGCUGCUGCUGCCGCCGCCGCUAAUGGAAACGCUGCCGCUGCCGCUUCUGCUGCCGGUGGAAGCUUAGGCGUUUAUCCAUUCAACUACAUCAAUCCUUGGAGCUACUACUCACCAUACCACUUCAACUUCCCAAGGUUCCCUUACUACAACCCCUACUUCAGCUACCCACGGUUUGGUCUUGGAGGUGGGUCUGCUGCCGCUGGUGCCGCUGCUGCAGGAAAUGGUGCCGCCGCUGCUGCUGCUGCCGCUGCUGGACAGAAUGCAGCCGCUGCUGCUGCUGCCGCUGCUGGACAGAAUGCAGCCGCUGCUGCUGCCGCCGCCGCUGCUAAUGGAAAUGCUGCCGCUUCCGCUGCUGCCGCCGCAGGAGGAUUCGGGGGAUUCAACCACGGCAUCCUUUUUGGAGGAUCUCGACAAAUCUUCGGUAGAAGAUCUAGAAAGGUCUAUUAACCGGAUUUGUUCAACUGACUGUUCUGCUGUGGAUUGGAUUAUUGACCCAUUUUCUAAAUAAAAGCUCAAUAUAAAGCA
Messenger RNA from Ostrea edulis (European flat oyster), 917 nucleotides. RefSeq names its product circumsporozoite protein-like. NCBI's taxonomy places the organism in Eukaryota, Metazoa, Mollusca, Bivalvia, Ostreida, Ostreidae. Bases 87 to 839 code for a protein of 250 amino acids. The transcript has 3 exons. The record is from RefSeq and is a predicted model, not a curated record.